GUGCGAGCCCAGCCGCUUGAUGGGCUCGGCAUCUGUGAUCUCCAGAGAGGAGCAGUUUGAGGACUACGGGGAGGGGGAGGAUGUGGAUUUCACUCCCAGCAGCCCUUGCCCAGAAGAGGAAACCCGAACAAAUGGCUUCUCCGACCUGGGGUCCUCGCUUCCCUCCAGUGCGGGGCAGACUCCUCAGAAGAUGCGGCAGCUGUAUAACAGCGAGCUGCUGGACAUCUACUGCUCUCAGUGCUGCAAGAAAGUAAAUCUGCUCAACGACCUGGAGGCUCGCCUGAGAAACCUGAAGGCCAACAGCCCUAACAGAAAGAUUACCAGCACAGCGUUUGGACGGUGAGUGACCCAACCUUCCUGAUCACCUUUAAAUGAAAAUACU
Molecule: messenger RNA, 382 nt
Organism: Notothenia coriiceps (black rockcod)
Lineage: Eukaryota; Metazoa; Chordata; Actinopteri; Perciformes; Nototheniidae
Product: rab11 family-interacting protein 4A-like
Exons: 3
Coding region: 20-343 (107 amino acids)
Biological process (GO): endocytic recycling; regulation of cytokinesis
Cellular component (GO): endocytic vesicle; cleavage furrow; midbody
Source: RefSeq, a predicted model, not a curated record